AUAAAUGAUGGAUAUUUUCGGGAAUGUAUUUUACGCAAAUUCCACAACGAUUUGUCAGUGAAUGAUAAAUCUACCACAUUAAUAAUGGACAAGAAGGGCAAAUUGAGAUCAUUGGAUGAUGAUGAUGAUGAUGAUUUUGACUCCAUGUUUAGUAGAACUGGUCCCCUGUUAGAAAGGAAAGGUAUCAGAUCCAUGAAUAAAUUUGAUCCAGACAAAAUGAUCGACAAAUCUGUAUCAGAAAGUUCCUUGUUUAAAGAAGCAAGAGCUCAAAAAGCCAACAAAUCAGUAUCAUACAAAGCAGCUGCACACAGUUCCUCAGAUAAUAUAGACGAUAACACAGGAAUUUUAGGGAAUAAAAAAGUUUCUGAAAGUGCCAAAGUCUAUUUUGAUUUGUCCAAGUCUGAGGAAAUGGAACAAGCAGCUAUGAGUAUGAAAAUGACCAGUAAGGACGAAAGAGGAAAAGGGAAAAUGGUACAAGCCGAGGCCAGUAAAAGUAAAGUUCAGAUGGAUCAAAAGUCAUCAGUAGAGGCAUACAAACAAGUAGAGAGCAAGAGUAAGGGUAUUUUGUCCUCACAGGCCUCUGAAGAAUCUAGUUCUUACUCCAAAUCUAAAGAAGUGAAAUUUCGCAGCUCAGAAUGUUCAUCAGUGCAGUCAUCCAUGUCAUGCAUAUCUCAAGAUUCUUUUUCCCAAGACGCCAUUCUAGAUGAAGUAAUGGAGAGAGAGGAAGCUGUACCAGCUCUGUGUUUAAAAUAUCCCCUUGAACUUCCCCCGUCAUACUCCAGUGACUCUCAUAUUUCCUGGCAGUGCCUAACAAACCUAAAGGUCAGUUAUCAGAAGUCGUCAAGAAAUUUAGAAAAACAUAUAGAGGCCAUAAAAAAUGCAAACGGUAAUGUCAACGAGGAGAUAAAACAUUUAAACCUCAUUUUAAGAGUCAUAGAACAUGCAUGGAAAAUUGAAGUAUAUGGUCGAGACUUAUCCUAUGGUUUAUGUGAUGUAAUCCGACAGGAAGGAAUCUUGGACAUGGUCAUUCAAAAUUGCUCAUCAUCAAAUAAAGACCUUCUUAAAGCCUCCGCUGGUCUUCUUGAACAAAUACUAUCAACAGAAAAUAGGAAAUAUGUGGUAGAGAAUGGUCUAGAGACGGUUAUCAACAUGACGUUAAGUUUGAAAGAUAAUCACGAAUUUGCUAAAUUUACAACAGGUAUCUUAGAGGGAUUGUUCAAAGUAUCUGCUGAGGCAUCAUCUAAAAUGGUGGCACUCGGUGGACUGGAUAUUAUACUUCAUUGGUGUAGAAGUGCCGAUCUUGGAGUAUUACGACGAUGUGCCAAAGCUAUUUCUAAUUUAUCCUUGUUUGGAGGAAGUGAAGUUCAAGAGGAAAUGGCAACUCACAAUGUACCUGAGUGGUUAUUCCCCUUGGCGUUUAUGGCAGACGACAAUAUACGUUAUUAUGCCUGUCUAGCAAUUUGCGUCCUUGUUGCCAAUAAAGAACUUGAAGCAGCUGUGAUGAAAUCUGGGACAUUGGACCUUGUAAUGCCAUUUAUAAACAGUACAAAACCAUCAGUGUUUGCUAAAAAUGACCUUGCACAUCGUCAAGGUCGUGACAGUAUCUACUUGGAACACCUCAUCCCUUUACUUUCAAGUCGAAGAGAAGAAGCCCAAGCCCUUGCUGCUUUUCAUUUUGCCAUGGAAGCUGGAAUAAAAGCUGAACAAGGACGAGUUGGGAUAUUUUAUGAUAUUGGUGCUAUUGAACCACUGAAAACUGUAGCUAGUAGUCCCAAUGCCACAGCAUCAAAACUUGCAGCCCAGGCCUUAAAGAUCAUUGGAGAAGAUGUUCCACACAAGCUUACACCUCAAGUACCUGUCUGGAACACAGAGGAUGUAGCACACUGGAUCAAACAGCAGGUUGGAUUCAAAGACUAUGUGGAUGCCUUUGUGAGCUGUCGAGUAGAUGGAGAUAUUCUCUUACUGUUAACUGAAGAUGAACUCCAGAAUAGUAUAGGAAUGACAUGUAAAAUAGCAAGAAAAAGAUUUUUAAGGGAGUUGAAAGGUCUAAAAGUAACAGCUGACUAUUCAUCAUGUGAUCGUAGCCAGAUAGAUAGCUGGAUGAUGAAAAUAUUACCUGACCUUUCACAAUACACUUACUGUAUGCUGAAGAAUGGAAUGAGUAAAGAAUUAUUGUCUACUACUAGUCAUGAAGAGCUGAAGGAAUGUGGAGUUACUAAUCCUAUCCAUCGUAGGCUCAUAUUGGAACAUAUUGAUGAUUUGUACUGUUCUUUACCUAAGUAUGGUAGUUUUAACAGUUUACAGCGACAGAAGAGUGUUGAUGUAUCCAGUAUUUCUACCCUUCCAAAGGCUGUGGAUGUGUUUAUAAGUUAUAGACGAUCAACAGGAUCACAGCUAGCCAGUUUAUUGAAAGUACAUCUACAGCUACGAGGAUUUACUGUGUUUCUGGAUAUAGACAGAUUAAGAGCUGGAAAGUUUGAUGAAAACUUGUUACUUAAUAUUAAAAUGGCUCGCCAUUUUCUCCUGGUACUUACACCAAAUUCCUUAGACAGAUGCUUUGGAGACCAUGAAUUAACAGACUGGGUUCAUAAGGAAGUAGUAACAGCAUUAGAUAGUGAUUGUAAUAUUAUACCUGUGUUAGACAGUUUUGAUUGGCCAACAGCUGAAUCACUUCCUGAGGACAUGCAGCAAGUUGUUUACUUCAAUGGAGUCCGAUGGGUACAUGACUAUCAAGAUGCCUGCAUGCACAAGCUUGAGAACUUUCUAAAAGUUGGAAAGAGAACAACACAAAUAGAAUAUGUAUAUGGCAAAUCUCCAAGUCUGCUUGCUAACAAGUCUGACACAGAUCUCCCUGCUAGCGAAGAUAACAUCAGUGAGACCUCCUCGAAGAAAAGCUUCAAAGAGCGAUCUACUGGACUGUUUAAUUCAAUAUGGGAAAAUAUAGUAGAAACAUAUUGAUGAAUAUUUGUUUGAUUGUUACUUUCUGAAAUAACAUUUUUGGAAAAUUGGCUAAUUUUUAUAAGACUGCAAAAAUUUUUUUGGGAUCGUAUAAUGGUAUGAUGUCAUCGUCGUCUGCGUCGUCGUCCGAAGACACAUUGGUUUCCGGACAAUAACUUUAGAUUAAGUGAAUGGAUCUCUAUGAAAUUUUUUAAGAAGGUUCAAUACCACAAAAGGAAGGUUGGAAUUGAUUUUGGGGAUGAUGGUCCCAACCGUUUAGAAAUUAGGGGCCCAAAAGGGGCCCAAAACAAGCAUUUUUCUAGUUUCAGGAUAAUAACUUGUGUAUAAGUAUUUUGAUUGCUCUGAAAUUGUACCACAAUGUUAAAUACCACAAGUGGAAGGUUGGGAUUCAUUUUAGGGGUUAUGGGGCCAACAGUUUAGGAAUUAAGGGCCAAAAAGGGGCCAAAAACAAGCAUUUUUCUAGUUUCCAGACAAUAACUUGUGUGUAAGUGUAUGGAUCUCUCUGACAUUGUACCACAAGGUUCCAUAUAACAAAGGGAAGGUUAUGAUUGAGUUUGGGGUUAAUUGCUCCAAACAUGUAGGAAUUAGGGGCCAAAAACAAGCAUUUUUCUAGUUUCCAGACAAUUACUUGUGUUUAAGUGUAUGGAUCUCUCUGAAAUUGUAAUACAAUGUUCCAUACUACAAAGGAAAGGCUGGGAUUGAGUUUUGGGGUUAUUGCUUCUUGGGGGGGGGGAGGGGAUUUUUUUUUUCAAUUUUUUUAAGGGAUUCAUAUUUUUUUUUUCAAAAUUUUUCAAAUUUCAAAUUUUUGAAAAGUUUCAAGAAGAAAUCUUCAAUUACACAGUAUUGUGCAAUAGAUUUGUAAGAUCUUUAACCACAUUUAUUUUGUGUCAGAAAUCUAUAUUAUGUCAAAAAUUUGAUCACAAUCCAAAUUCAGACAGUAUCAAGCUUGAAUAUUGUGUUCAAAUUUGCCCAAACUGUUCAGGGUUCGACCUCUGCGGUCGUAUCAGGCUGCGCUCAGCGAAGCAUUUUAUUUGCAUAUGUGUAGAAAUAUGUACAAUGACAUAUAUUAAUAAGCCAUACAAACAUGUUAGCCAUCACUGUAGAGGAAAAGUUGUUUUUAAUCCUACCACCAUUUGACCACAUGUGUGUUUCAUGCACAUAAAGCACUAGAAUAUAAGAUUUGCUGUAAACGUUUUAUCUUUAUAGCCAAUCAUCAUGAGACAGAGCAGUAAACAUAUAGUACAGUAUUAUAGAGGUUUUUUUUAAAUUGCUGAUUGAAAUUUAACAUUGUUUUAUAUAUUUAAUAUAGGUGUGUUUAGUUGCAUGUUUAAAACAUGUUGGUUGUAUAUUUUAUCAUGAGCAAUGCUUCUGUCUAAGUUUACACAACAAAUAUUUUUACAUUGUUAUGUAUGAAUGACUCUUAAUAAGUGCCUGCCUUUUGUACAAUGAUGGUUGUUUGUGAAUUGUUAUUGUGAUGAAUCAGAUGUACUAUGUAUUGAAUCUUUCAUAGUUUGAAGUAGGGAUGAGUGCAAUUUUAAGUUUUUUUUAAGAGAUUUAUUUAUGCUUUCUAUGCUUUAUUAACACAUUAGUCAUAUUUAUAUAAAUUUUAGAUAUACAGUUGUAUAUAUGUAGACUAUUAUACUAGAACUGUGUAAUAUAUCAGUGUACUAAAGGUAAUUUCAGUGCCAUGUAUCAAUAUGCAUUUGAUGAAUUUUAAUGAGGUGAAUAGAAGGAUUGAAAAAGGGGAAGUAUUUAAGUAGAGAGUUUUAUAUUUACUGAGACUGUUCACUGAAUGAAUAUGAUCCCUUUUUGGGUUAACAAACCAUGAAAAAAUUGAAUUAGUCAGUAAAGGUUUUAUAUUAUGACACCUGUUGUUUGGCUAGCUUAUUAGAUGAUACAAAACAAGAUUUUACAAUAAUUUUUGCACUGAUUUUGCUGUGUUCCAAGUGUUAAAUGUUACAUUCCUAGUUUGAUACCUUGUCAAAUAGCAAAAAAAGAAGGACCUUACCCAGCAGAAAUCAAGUUGAAAGUGUCACACAGUAAUAAUUUCAAGUUUGAGACUGGUAUUCAUAGAAUAUACAUUUUUUAUGUUCUGGUAUAUAAAAAUAUGCAACAGUAGGUUACUGACGGUAAAAUUUCAUAAAUUGAGUAUGAAGAUAAAAAUCAAGGUAACAAACAAAAACUGAGAGAUUCACAAAAGUAGCCAAACUGGGUGUAUCCACAGGGUAUAUAAACAAUGGUAUUAGUAAAAACUUUAAAAAAAAAGUUUUUUUUUAUUUUAAGACAAACAUUUUUUUAAAGAUGUAAGUGGUAUUUUAUCAUGCUUUGUAAACAUGAAACAUAGAUUAUUUUUACAUUUUCCUUGCUUUUAAUACAAACAAGGAGAUGUAUGAUUGUCAUUGAGACAACUAUUCACCAGAGACCAAAUGACAAAUAAGUUAAGAAUUGAAAAUUUGCAAUAAGGAUGGAGAGGAUACUAAGUUGGCAACCAAAACCAUAAGCAUAAGAAAAACAGAUAAUGCCAUAGCCAAAAGAAAGAAAAAAACAUUCUAAAUAACAUUAUAUAGAGACUGAAGAUCAAGCGCCAAACAAAGAUUGUGAUCUAAGGUACUGGAGAAGAGUCACUGUUUCUGCUCCACUACAUGUUCACUUGUACAGUAAAUAUCAGAUAAUAAAAGAAGUUUGGCAUCACAUAAUAUUGGACAUGUUAUGUCUUCUGUUUAAUCAAACAUUUUCACAAAUUCAUAAACUAAAUUCAAAGGUACCAUUAGUUUUUUUUUUUUUUUUCCAAUUCAUAAAUAUGGGUUUUAGGAAGAUGUUAAUAUUAGUUGAGGCUAAAUGCUACAGGUUGAAAAUGAUUGCCAGAUUAGAACAAAACAAGUUAAUUCCAGCAAAAAUUUGGGUAAAUUUAAUUAAAGCACAAACAUUGCCAAAAGAAUUUUUUUUCAUUCUCCAUCCGUUUGAUGUUUACAUUAUUUGUGUAAGGAUCAUGUUCUUGUAAAAGUAAAAAAAAAUUAAGUGAAUCUGACUUCAUUUUCAUCAGAACUCAUUCUAUGUGUUUUCUGGGGAAAACAUUUUAAAAAUGAAACUGGUUUCUUUUUGCAUGUAAAAACAUACUUUAACAAUAAUUGGCUUCACUUGUAUUCUUUAUUUAACCAUUAGGAAUAUAACAACAAUUCAGAAGGUUUUGAAGGAUUAUUACACCUUUGAAAGAGGAGUGUGCUCAAUACAUUUCGGCAUGUGUGCAGUUAAAUAUUCAAGGUGGGCAGUUGUCAUCAAAUUAUUCAGUUUCAAUUCAUAGCUGUAUAACCCAUGAAAAAAAGGAAUAUUUUACAAAAAUAAUAAUGUUUAAAGUCACAAAUUUGGUUUGAUCUGUAUUUUGAAUAUUGCAUCAAGUUAAGUGAUGAUACUUUCAUUGUUCACCUUUACAAAAUGAUAUGUCACUUACAAAUCUAUAAUCGUUUGUGAAAGAUCAAUGCCACAAACAGUUAAAGAAAAUAAUAUUAUGUAUAUAAAUUGUGUGGGUCCAAAAGUUGACUUAAAUGUUUAAACUCUAUGAUUUGGGUUCAAAAAAUUUCUAUUCAACUGAAAGUCUGGGACUUUGCUAUAUUCUUUAACAUGUUUAAGCAAACCUGGGCAGUUAAUCUCUACAUAUUAUCAAAAUAAAAAAAAAUAGUUUUCAGCACAGCUUAUGUGAAUGGUAGAUUAAACUUGAUGUGAUUUAAACAGAAACAAAAUCUGUGUUUUCUUGACCACAAAGUCCAAUGGGUUGUGUUGCUUACCAGUAGCCACUAUUCGACAGUCUGAGGCCUUGGACUUAAGGAAAUUUUUAGUACCUGCUAGGUUCAUUUAAACAAAACUGUUUCACUUUUUAUUAGUCCCCUACCGACAAAGUCGAAGGGGACUUUAGGUUUGCACUCCGUCCGUCUGUCUGUCCAUCCAUCAGUCCAUCAACUCAACUUUCCACACUUUUUUCUUCGUUCUUGAAGAUAUUGAUUUGAUAUUUGGUAUAUAGUUUUAUCAUGACAAGUUAUAGAUCAAGUUCGAAUUUUGUUCCGGUCUGAUGAUUUAGUCCAGAGUUAUGGUCCAUAAAAAAACUCCAUAACUAAUGUUAGAGUACUAUGUUAAACCAUAUAAUAUGUACAAAGAGAGAUAACUCAUUUUUGUCGAGCCUUCGACUUUUGUCGAAAAAGCGAGACAUAGCGAUCCUACAUUCCGUCGGCGUCGUCGUUGUCGUCGGCGGCGUCCACAAAUAUUCACUAUGUGGUUAAAGUUUUUGAAAUUUUAAUAACUUUCUUAAACUAUCCUGGAUUUUUACCAAACUUGGACAGAAGCUUGUUUAUGAUCAUAAGAUAAUAUUCAAAAGUAAAUUUUGUAAAAAAAAAAAUCCAUUUUUUCCGUAUUUUACUUAUAAAUGGACUUAGUUUUUCUACCAGGAAACAUUACAUUCACUCUGUGGUUAAAGUUUUUGAAAUUUUAAUAACUUUCUUAAAUUAUCCUGGAUUUCUACCAAACUUGGAAAGAAGCUUGUUUAUGAUCAUAAGAUAGUAUCCAGAAGUAAAUUUUGUAAAAAAAAAUUCCAUUUUUUCCGUAUUUUACUUAUAAAUGGACUUAGUUUUUCUGCCAGUUAACAUUACAUUCACUCUGUGGUAAAAGUUUUUAAAAUUUUAACAACUUUCUUAAACUAUCCUGGAUUUGUACCAAACUUGGACAGAAGCUUGUUUAUGAUCAUAAGAUAGUAUCUAGAAGUAAAUUUUGUAAAAAAAAAUCCAGUUUAUCCGUAUUUAACUUAUAAAUGGACUUAGUUUUUCUGCCAGUUUACAUUACAUUCACUCUGUGGUUAAAGUUUUUUUAAAUAUUAACAACUUUCUUAAACUAUCCUGGAUUUGUACCAAACUUGGACAGUAGCUUGUUUAUGAUUAAAAGCUAGUAUCUAGAAGGAAAUUUUGUUAAAACUUUGUUCCAUUUUUUCCGUAUUUUACUUAUAAAUGGACUUAGUUUUUCUUCCAGUUAACAUUACAUACAGUCUGCAGUUUAAGUUUUUAAAACAUUAAUUAGAUUCAUAAACUAUCCUGGAUUUUUACCAAACUUGGACAGAAGCUACUUACAAUCAAAAGAUAGUAUAGAGAGGAAUAUUUUUAUUAAUUUUUUCCCUCAUUUUUGUUGAGCCUGCGAUUAACAGCAAAAGUAGGCGAGACACUGGGUUCCGCGGAACCCUUACAAAUUUUUUAAAAGACAUUCUUUGGUAAAUUGUUUGAGGAAUUUUGUGGCAGGUUUAUAUGUCAUGUAUGUUAUUUUGUAUAAACUAACUUUCUGAAUGCUACAUGUAUAUAUAUAUUUUUUUUUUAUUAAGUGAAAUCCUUUAAUUAGAUAAUAAUCUAUUUUUAUUAAGGUAUAUAUUUCAUUACAUUACACUGUGUAGAUAAAAGUUGUUGACAUUUUAUAGAUAAGUUACAAAUCUAUAUUAGUUUGUGACAAAUGAAAGAAAAAAUAUUUGGAACUAUUAACUAUAUUUGAUUGUAAUUUAAAAAUAGAUAUACAUUGUAUUACAUCAUAUCUAAUUUUAGAGAACUAUUAAUCAUAUCUAAUGUUAGAGUGUUAUAGGUUUUCCACACUUUUUUUCAUCAUGCUUGAAGAUAUUGAUUGACAAUUGGUAUAUAGUUUUAUCAUGACAAGUUACAGAUCAAGUUCAAAUUUUUUGUUUCCGUCUGAUAAUUUUGUGCAGAGUUAUGGUCCUUGGACUUGAAGAAAUUCACUCAUAUAUUCAGUUUUCCACACUGUUUUUAGUCAUGCUUGAAGAUAUUGACUUGAUAUUUUCUUUUUGUUUACACCAUGACAAGUUAUAGAACAAGUGAGCAUUUUGUUCCAGUAUAAUGAAUUUUUACCCGGUAGGGGACUAUGUAUUGCCAUGCAAUACUCUCAGAAUGCUUGUUAUUUUAAAAGUGCUGAUUGGAAUUUUGUUAAUUUAUCUUUGUUUGUUUUGUUGACCAAUUAAAAAUGAGUGUAUUUUUAUUCAAGGUUGAAAUAUAUAGCGUUAUGGUCUGGGUCACAAACUAGGCCUUUGGUAAAUGUUUGAAUAAUUUUUUUUCCAAUGAGAAAGCAGUAAAACAACACAAUCAAAAUCAAAAGAUACCUUAUGCAUACUUUAUGGUGAUCUAUAGUUGUUAACUUCUAUGUCAUUUGGUCUCUGGUGGAGAGUUGUCUUAUUGGCUAUCAUACCGCAUUUUCUUAUUUUUAUUUUAUAUAAUUAUUCAUCAUUUUAGAAGAUCAAUCAGGAAUUAGGUUAAGGUCACACACAAAUAAAGGUAUUUGUUGAUAAUAGAUAAAAUGAUAGUUAUCCUUCAGUCGAUUAAAUCUGUCAUAAAAUAAGGAUUAGAAAAUAAUGUUUCUGAAAAAAACUUUAAAAUAUAAAGACACCAAAAGUAUAAAUGCCAUUACCUUAGCUAUUCAUUUAAUUUUUAUCAUGAAUAAGUUUAAUGUCACAAAUGUAUAUAUUGAUUUUAUGAUAAACAAAAUGCUAGUUACCCUUCAAUGAAUUGAAUCUGUUAUAAAAUAAGAGAUUAAGAAUAGUAUUUAAAAUAACUUUAAAAAAUAGAGAAACCAAACAUAUGAAUAUAAAUGUUUCGGGUAUUGAUCUAUUGUUUAUUUUUUACCAUCCAUUCCAUUCUUAAGGUAAACAUCUUAGUUAGUUAGUCCCUAUUGAUACAUGUAAUCAGGGUAAUUGACAAUAAUGAAAUGCAUAAUAUACCUCAAAUCAGUUCAUCUUGAUAACUUAAUGAAUAUUUGUUAAUUUGACAAUUACAUAUUUUAUGUAGGCAGAUGAUAAUCCUUUUUCUUAACAUGCAAGGUAUGUUUAUUAUUUUUACAUAAUAUUUCUUUUUUUUACAAAGACUAGUCCUCAUUGAACAAUCUUUUCUUCGUUCAAUUGGUAAAUUUGUCAGUUUGGUAAUACAUUGCAAACUGCAAUCAUAUAAUGAAUUUACCUUUAAGAAUGUGAAUGGAUUAUUUGAUAUUGGAUAUAGACAUUAUACCCAAUCAUUAAUUUUCAUUGCUUGUGAUUGUUGUUUAGAUAUUUUUGAAGAUUUUUAAUUGUAGAUAAAUAUGUACAUGUGAAAAUAGUAAAUUAUGAAAAAUAUUUGAGAGUUGGGAUUGGAAAAUAUAUUAUUUAAAUUAUCAAUAUUUAAUGUAUUGUGUGAAUAAUUAUGGCAGAAUUAGUCACUAAAAUCACUGUAUUGCUGGAAAAGUGUAGGUACAUGUAUUAACUGCGGCUUUACCAUUAUUCGUUCGAUACCAAUUUUCGUUGAUCUCGUGGGUAUUACUUAACAUGGAAUUAAAAUGGUCAAGAAAGACUAAGUAAUAAUUCUCUAUAUGCUUGUAUGUAGACUUUGUCAAAACCACGAAAUAAAGUAUCCACAAAUGUAAAAUUUAUCCUCAAUCGUGGAAGAUUGGUAUCAACCUAAAGAAAAGAAUCGACAGUAUAAUGUUUAGUGAUUAAAACAUAUUAAAAUUAGAUUACACGUGCCUCAUAAUCAACAGAGACAUACAAAAUGUAGAUAAGGUUGUUUACACUGCUACUUUUGCAUAGGUACUAUUUAUGUACUAAAA
Messenger RNA from Mytilus californianus (California mussel), 10563 nucleotides. RefSeq names its product NAD(+) hydrolase SARM1-like. The record is from RefSeq and is a predicted model, not a curated record. The transcript is spliced from 9 exons. Gene Ontology annotation, molecular function: signaling adaptor activity; protein binding; NAD+ nucleosidase activity. Lineage: Eukaryota; Metazoa; Mollusca; Bivalvia; Mytilida; Mytilidae. Gene Ontology annotation, biological process: signal transduction; response to axon injury; negative regulation of MyD88-independent toll-like receptor signaling pathway. Gene Ontology annotation, cellular component: dendrite. The coding region runs from base 85 to 2958 and encodes 957 amino acids.